GAUACAGAUGCGAGAGAUGCGAAGGCAGAAGAAAGCAUGAGGUAACCACGAAUAGCCGGUUUGGCAGUUGUUUGGCCGAAGGUCUUCAGUUAACCUGCAUUAAUGUAUCCUAAGCAGCGAAAUAAUGGAUUUCAUCCGCUCUUAAAAAAACGUGGGGACGCUGCCACUUUAGCUGCGUUGUUCGUAGUUGCGUUUUCAGGAGUCAUCCUUUUCAACGUUGCCUGUGCCUCCGUAGAGCAACUGCGUUCUCAUAUCUUUGGAGUUGCCCUUUUAACCCUAAGUUUAGAACUCGGCGAGGUAGUGAGAAGACUGUGUCUCGUGAUCGAGGAAAUUCAACACAAGCAAACUCGAUACGAAGGAAGCUGGAUGAGGGUUCUUUAUUCCUCUUUCGAUUUUAGGAAUGGCGGCACUAUUGUGGUCCUUGGCACUGUGUCCUUUCUGGUAGUGUCUGUUGUUUUGUACCUAGAUUGUGACACUUUUUGUCGGGCAGAAUAUGCGGUUUUUUUCUUUGUAAACUGCUUCGUGGCACCUCAGCUGUUGUUUCUUUUUGGUUUCCGAGAUCUUUCUAGAGUGGAAGUAUCGCAGAUCAUCGAGAAGGAAAACAAAAAUGUGGCCGCUGGUCUAGCCUGGAGCUACUACUUUGGUUACUUGAAGCUGGUGUUACCACAUCUUGAAGGGCUGAUCGGAAAAUCAGAUUACAAGUACAAGAUUGCAAAGAAAAAGCUUUUCAUAUUGCUUCCCAAAAACUGCUACGCGUACAGUAGAAUUUCGGACGCAGACCCGAGAAUAAGAUAUGCAGGGAAUCUCCCUUCACUUGACAUUAACAGAGGUGGGAUAUUGCAGCGAUCCUAUAAACACCCUGUACACCGAAUAGAGAUGCCACGCCCAGAUGGAGAGAUUGAUAAUUAUUAUGUGGUUCUGGAGUAUGCCACACCGCUGAUGUCCCUGUACGAUAUGUCUGAAAACCCAGAGUGUGGUAUGAGUCGAGAAGAGCGGGAUGAACAGGUAACUUUUAGCCUUAAUCCAUAAAUGCUUAUGAGUGACUCUUAAGAAAAAAAUUUGAUCUUUUGGUGUUGACCAAUAUGUCGGUUGACAUAUCAGUCAACAUAUCAGCUGAGUGUCAGUCCUGUAUCAGUCAAUUGUUGGUCGAGUAUCCAUCAAGGAUCAACAGAUUGUUCUGGGCAACUGACCUCAUUCUGGGCCGACCUCAGGUCAAAAACCAUUCUCGGUUUGUUCGCUUUUUAAGAAACUGUCCUCAGGUCAAAAACCAUGCUCUGUUUGACUUACGUUCUCUGUGUAACUGUGCUCGGUUUGACCAACUGAUGUCAGGUCAAAGACUGACCUCGGUUUGCGUUAUCUCUGUCAACUGUCCUCGAUUUGUUACCCACCACGACAUCAGCAAACUUCUGUAAUCAUACCAAGGUCAGUUUUGUGUCAAUGGAUGGUGUUGGAAGGCAGCGCUUAAACCGGGCGCUUAAAUCUCUCUUCACUUUCACUCUUCUCAUUAUCAGAACUAAACAAGGCAUUUGACACAAACAAAUACAACUGAUUUUUCUUCCACAACAAGUAAGUACAAACUCAGUUCAACUUACAUGUAUCCUCAGCUCACAACAUUCUUUUAUGAGAGAUUGUUGCAAGCUCUUUCUUCCUCGGCCCCUUGUGGCAACCGUCCCUCACCCAGAUAGGAAAGAUUGCUUCCAAAAUUGACCCUGUUACAUUUUAUAACAGGAGAAUGACAAUAAUUUUUGCAAUUUCUAGUUGGAUCAGAUUAGUCAUGUAAGUAACAGAUCUCCACUAACAUGUGAGCAGAGCCCCAUUGCUAAGAAAAUUUGGUAAUCUAUCCGUCAGAGAAAUUUUGGCAUCGGCAUACAACCCCCCAUCUGUACAGACAAAGGGAAUCAGGAGUCACCCCGACUGGAGGGGAAUACAUGUAUGUUGUAUUUUCUUGGCACGAAAACAAGCAAUGCGUUGGGGCAACUCACAUUUUUCUUGGCCGGGGAAAUCAUAUGGCCACGUUGUGGUGAAUUGACAGCUGUCAAGACAGGAUAUUCACUGACCAGUAUCACAUGAUCGUAUCACGGGCUUAGAUGUCGACCCACUGGGUUUGUGGUUGUUUUAAGUUAUCAAAACUGUCACUUAUUAAAACAACUACAAAUUUGCAUAAAUUCAAAACAACUUUGUUUUGCUGUCAAUUGUAGUGGUCACCAAACUAUUGCUGUAAGAAUUAAGACUUAGCUUGCUUAAAAACCACUGAGCAAACUGUUGCAAUCAAAGGAAAUUUUCAAAUAUGGACAUGCAUGGAAACUUGUGUGAAAAAAACAUGUUUUCUAAUUUGACAAGGUGGAAAAUACCAUAAUAUUCUGCAAAUUCCCAUUUGGGUGGUGCUUCAUCUGAACUUCAAUUUUUUCCAAACUUUUUGUGUUCUCUGCACAAUUUGCAGGUGCAAUGCAUCAGAUUUUUUAUAAAUUUCCAGACACUACAUUUGCAUUUCAUGGAAAGAAUAAAAGAUACUGCAAAAGUCAGGUUUAUAUGUGAAGUACCACCCACACGGCAGUUUAAAGAAAAAUGGUAUUUUCCUCUUUGACCAAUAACAAUAAUAAUUUGCACAUUAAUGCAAAACUCGACUACCAGGCAUAGUAGUUUUGCAAGUACAUGGUUUUUGACAGAUAUUCAAUCUUUCUUUGCAUGUGACUUGGCAUUUACUUGUUUACAUACUGCUUGAACCUGUAUAGCCAGGUUUUUUGGUGGGGAGGUGUGAUCCAACAAGGAGAUUAGGUUGUCAUAGACUGCAUUGCGAGCUUUUUGAAUAACGUGGUUAUUUCUCAAACUUUUAAAAUUCAAAAAUUAUUCUUUUUUCAAAGAGAGCACUUUGUUUUACAAUAAUGUCAAAGUCACUAUUUAAAAAGAAAAAAUGAAUAGAAAGAAAGAUCUAAAGAUGUAAAUCUUUAUUACUUAUUUCCUCAAAUAAUAGCUGGGGGUGAUUAAUCCUUUUCUCGCAUCAAAAGAGGGCGAUUAUUUGAGGGAAGGCGAUUAUUCAAGGGAGGCGAUUAUUUCAAAUAUUGCUCACUGGAAGUCAUGCUCUAAAUAUUUUGUUAUAUUAAAAGCCUUUUUGUUUCCUUUUUAAAAUGAGCAAAUGUCAGCUUUUAUUCAUUUUUUGUUCAUUUUCAUUUCAUUCAUUUGUUUGGGUUGUGAACCCAUUCACACGUGCGCCACACCUUGUAGAGCUGAAAGGGUGUAGCACUUUGUCGUUUUAAAUCAAAACACGCACAAUGCCUUGUAGGUCUUCUAACUCCUUCUUAGUCCAUGCUUUUUGCUGCCGGGCAUCAGCCGGCAACAGACCAUUAUUCUUGAUCCAUUUGAGAUUUUUGGUUCCAUGGUUCCAUGCUCAUCUGUGACUGCAGCACUGUGCAGUCAGCGGUUUGCUUAGCUGCCGCGUCUGUUUUUCUCUUAGGAGCAACCCGCCAUUUUGUUUUGCUCUCAUGUAAGAUCUGUGCAGAAAUCGUAGUUUAUCGGAUGCUUGCUGUCUUUUUAAACGGCCUAAAUGGUAAGAACAGUUCAAGACGUAUUGUACGGAACAUUUUUUCGGUUAAUUUUGUUUAUUCAGGUUUCAAGAUUAGUUAUAGCGAGUAUUCUUUUGUGACACAGAUUGUUAUCUCGGUAAUCAGGAUUGUAAGUUACAUAAGUGAACAGCAUGUGCUGUACAUCUACAAACUGUCUUCGCAACUAACGGCAGCACUUCCCUUCUCAAUGAGAACUUCUAGUACUAUACUUUGUGUAGGUUGUUUAGAUUCCUAAACAGUCUUCUAUUUGCUUUACCCUUUGUUCACCUAUCUAAACUGCAACGUCUCCAGAAUGCCCUGGGGGGGUACUCCCAUACAUUACCUAUACUGGUAUGUGCCGCCCAACGGGGGCGUGAUUUUCAAGCUCCUGAUUUAGAACGGGGUGUCCAUUUCAGAGGCGUUUUCUAGAAUGGGGUAUAAAAAAUUGUGGAUCACGGCUUUAUCUUCUGCUUAAAAUUGUCGCUGAUUAUGAAGAAGCAUUUAUUUGAUGUAUAAGUCGAACAAAUAAAGAAAUAUCUUUAUAAAAAAACAGGGCUAUUUCAAUUUACAAGCUUUCUAGAAUGGAGUAUAAAAAAUUGGCCCAUUUCUAGAAAGGAGUAUCAGUUUUAGGGCGAAUUCUAGAACAGGGUAUCAAUUUCAGGGGAAUUUUUUUUAGAUUGGGGUGCCAAUUUGGAGUCCCGGGCGGCACAUACCCACCCAAAAAUACCCAAGUGCCCCCUCCGGGCCAGAAUGCAGCUGCUAGGAUUCUAAUGUACCUCACUACAGUUACAUAACACCUGUACUAUGUUCAUUAAGUUGGUUUGUUGUCAAAAUUCAUAUUGAUUUUAAAAUAGUUCUUCUUACUCUUAAAGCUAUCUAUGGUCAGGCACCUAAAAGAACAGCCGCGCUACAGUCUCCAUUCAGCUAAAGAUCUUAUCAUAAAAUGUCUUAGUUUAAAACUGAAAAAGACUCUAAGGGAUCAUACCUUUUUAUCUGCAACCCCUAACUUAAUUAUGGAUUGAUCUACCCCUUCACGUCCAUGGUGGGGACAAUUUUUAAUAUUUUUAAAAAUCUUAACUUCAAAUGCAUCUUUUUAGACUUGCUUUUGAUGUGUAUUGUUUUUAACCUAUUAGGUAAUGUAUUAACUGUUCUGUUUACAUUUCUAGGUUUAUUUACUUUGUAUCUUUAAAAUUUACUUAUAUUUGUUUUUAAACGUUUCAGCAUGAUUGUAAUGCACUUUUGAUCAUGUUUUAAUCAUUAUUAUUAUUGUUAUUGUUGAAAAGGCAAUUGUAUAAUUUUAUCUAUUUUCAACAUUAUUUUGGAACUUAGAAAAAAAGGCUUAAUCUAGACUUUGCUCACAUUUUCCUCAAAAUGUUUUUGUUUUGACAGGUACUGCUGUUUAUCUGCAAAUUAAGAGAAAUUUUGGACAGUUGUAAAGACUGUAGAGGAAAAUAUAAAUUAGUGCCAAUCUCAGGAGCGGGGUGGGAGAUUGCUGAUGCGUUGGUAGGCAUUCAUCAUAUACAUGGAUGGUAAAGGUGGGCUAAAGAUUUUCGAAAUGCUGCCCAAGUAAUACUGAGGAACAGUGAUGCCCUAGAGCUAUGUUACUAUUUUCUUUUUUAAUAAAAGAAACCAUGUAAAGAUUAUUAAUUUUAAUAUGAUUUACUACUCGCUGAUAGUUCGCCUCUCAGUAGAUAUGUAAAUGUUACCUAAGAUCAGCAGUGUCUUAGUUUAAGCCUAAACCCACCAUAUUUUAAAGUAAGAGGUAGGUAUUCUUAAAUUAUGAUGGGCACUUACUUCUCAAUAAGAUUUUUCACUUCAUGACUUAAGAUUUUACAAGCGUCUUAAAUUAACAUCCUUUGAAAUAGUUUUUCAAAAAAGUCACUCAGUUUGCUCCCGUUCA
Molecule: messenger RNA, 5439 nt
Organism: Porites lobata
Lineage: Eukaryota; Metazoa; Cnidaria; Anthozoa; Scleractinia; Poritidae
Source: the annotation of a GenBank genome assembly